AUGGCCCCAGAACUUGCCCGAGCACCGUCUCAAGGCAGCGCGGUGUCCCAAACCACGCAGAUAGCUCCCCAUAGCCGCCCUGGGACAGCGGACCCUCUGCGAUCAAGGUCCGAAACAGCCUCAAGGGCUGGUCGCCGUCCUCGGUCUCGAGGUUCGACGGCUAGCAUUCAUUCUAGCACGACGCAGCAAACGCAGGAUCAACAUAUCGACGGAUUCCCUCAAUUCAUCGCGUCGCAAGUUCCCGGGUUCGGCAAUAACCCAGAAGACAUGAUCAUGCGAUUCGGUCAUCAGCUGUCUCAGCAGUCCACUGGCUCGCCCCUGGAUCAAUCCAUGCAGGACACUCAUUCCGUUAUGUCCCGGGCGGAGGAUUUUUCUCAGCAUGGGAUGCACGGACACGGACUCUCCCACCACUCGUUACCCGCAGAAGUUUCGAACGGGCUUCCCAUCUCUGUCCCGCAGUACCAGGCCAUGUAUGAUAGUGGCAUUGAGAACCAUCUUCCGGACCACGGUAUGGACGACCAAGACAUAUCGGAACCAGGUGGGAAAAAGAAAAGGGGAUCGAGCUCCACGCUGGCCAACGAUAACGAGUUGCGAAAAUUGCUCCGCCAGUAUGAGGGAUAUACAUUGAAGCAAAUGGCCACCGAGGUUAUGAAGCACGAGGGCGCUGGCGGGAAGGCUGAAAAAGUGAAGCAGGUAUUUGCCAUGAUCUGGCUGCGAGAGAACUGUCGGAAAAGUAGCGGCUCCGUGCGUCGAGAUCGAGUGUAUUGCUGCUAUGCCGAGAAGUGUGGAACGGAGCGUGUGUCGGUUUUGAACCCAGCGUCUUUCGGGAAGCUUGUGCGCAUCAUCUUCCCGAACGUGCAGACACGGCGCCUUGGUGUUCGUGGAGAAUCCAAGUAUCACUAUGUCGAUUUGUCCGUCAUUGAGGAAAAGCAACAAAAGCCGCCGCCUCUCAACCCUCAAGUUGCCCCCGCUCCCAGUAGCUCUGCUGUGCUCCCCGAAAAACCUGCCAGUGUGAUGCGCCCGAGGAGUGUCAGCAUCCCGCAGCCCACUCCGGACACAGCUGUUUUCCCGUCUCCCACAACAUCAUUCGCGCCCCGAUUGUCGGCUAACCCCCCCACUGCCAGCUGCAGCUGCCAGACCCAUCCUUCGGCUGGGCCAGAUGCCAUGAUCACCGGUGACAAUGUUGCCCAGCAGACAGGCAAGAUGAUCCAUCAGAUGCUGCAAUUCCCCACAGACGAAGCCCCUUCGGUGGAGAACGACGCUCUUCAACUUCCCGACAUCCGCGGCUAUCUGCCUGCCAAUACCGACCUGAAAGUUGCUGCAGCUCUUGCCGCCCUCUACCGAUCCCAUUGCAUUUCGGUCAUCGACAGCUUUCGAUACUGCAAAGAACGUAAUCUCUUGAAAUACUUCUCCGCCUUUCAUGGCACCCUCACUGUUCCAGUCCAAAAGCUACUCACCCAUCCCAACCUCGCACCAUGGAUCAAAGAGUGCGACUGGCUGAUGUACCAGAAGAUGAUCGCGUUUGUGGCCCCUCUCACAACUCAGGUGGUUCCCAGGGUGGUUAUGGACGCGUUCAGCUCCAUCUCGCAGCGACUGUGUGGCCACAUUGCCGAAACCUUCAAGGCCCAACCGACUCAUGUGUCAUUGGCACGACUGAUCCCCGCGCAUACUUUUUGUAACUUGCUCAAGCACAUGCUUGACGUCAAUCAGGCGGCGAAUGCGGCAGCUGCAUGGCUUUGCCAUCCCGAUAAUCGGAACCAAAUGUGGCUCGACUUUAAAACUCUCGUCGAGCCGAACGAGAUGAUCAUGAAAGCAAACAUUCCGAGCUGCGCCGAACGGGCCACUCAGCAGAUCCUUAAGCAUGAUGUUCGAGCGCUUCUGACUCCCCUGCGUGAUCCUAACCCUUCCACCUCCCUGCCCUUCUUCACCAAGCCCGACUUGGAUGACGGCCUUGAGGCCCGCAAAUUUCCCGUGGAGACUGCUCCAGGCGAAGAGUACAACUUCCCGGACAAGUGGGUUUCAUUUAUUUUGAACCUUCCCGCCACCUUCUCCAAUCAUCGCACGCAUUGUGUCAUCGAGAAGGUUGAUGCGCUGUGGGACAGCAUUUUGCACCGCCUUACUCUGGGCGGAGCCGCCAGCUUCAGUGCUUGGUGGAUGACCAAAGUGUUCUUUCAUGAGAUGAUGGUGUGGCAGGCGGAAAAAGGUGGUUUCAUGCGCAAUAGCCCCGGCUCGUUGCAAAACGCGACCUUUGGUGACCCCGAGCACACGGGCCUUGGCCAUUUCCUCCCAAAGCAAGCUUCUGCUGUCGACCAUGCAUCCUUGGAUGGGUCUAAUGACUCUCAACCUCAAUCGAAGGCCAGCUCCUCGGUCGAUCAACAUCGAGUGCAGGACCGAACUGCCAAUGACGGUUCAACCUCUAACUCCGCACCAAACGAGAAGCGGCUGUCCCUCGCCGACCCGGCCUUCCCGAACAAUGAUGACAGCGCCAUUGACCUGGAAGACGAUCCCAUGCUGAUAGCAGUGGGUAAAUACGGCGACAUGAUGGCUUCUGACCCUGCCGAUGCCGAGGGUGAUGUGAUCGUCAUUUGA
Molecule: messenger RNA, 2589 nt
Organism: Penicillium alfredii
Lineage: Eukaryota; Fungi; Ascomycota; Eurotiomycetes; Eurotiales; Aspergillaceae
Product: RFX family transcription factor
Exons: 4
Coding region: 1-2589 (862 amino acids)
Biological process (GO): regulation of transcription by RNA polymerase II
Molecular function (GO): DNA-binding transcription factor activity, RNA polymerase II-specific; RNA polymerase II cis-regulatory region sequence-specific DNA binding
Source: RefSeq, a predicted model, not a curated record